UGGGUCCGGUGCUGCUGUUAUUCGCCAGAUGGUCGACUAUUUGCUUCGGGAGGAGAUGAUGGUUGGGUGCGACUCUGGGAUGCUGAGACAUUCAAGGCGCAGGAAGCAUUCAAAUAUAAACCGGGCUCCGCCAUAAGGGCUGUCAAGUUCAGCCCAAAUGCUGCUCUGUUGGCCUAUACCCAAGGUCCGGAGGUUUUCCUUUGGGACUGGCACAGUAACAAAUUACGCCACACCUACAUCGGGCACGUGGAGCCUAUCGACGGACUGGCGUUCUCUCACAACUCGUAUUAUCUAGCUUCUGGUUCGGAUGACAAAACUGUGCGUGUUUGGUCGACAUCUGAAAAAAAGGAGGGAGAGGAGGCAAUCGAAGUGCGAGAUAGCUUAUGUAACCUGUUGGGACACGGAGACUACGUCAACUGUGUUUCGUUCUCGUCCGACAGCACACGCCUCGCAUCUGGGUCAUCUGACCUUACUAUCAGGAUAUGGACGAGGGAGGGAUCCGAGGACGGCCACCUUUAUAGGAUUGAGAGGGUCUUGCGCGGACACAGCAGCUCGAUAUACUCGCUAGAUUUUAACUCCUCGGGACAACAGCUAAUAUCGUCAUCGACGGAUUCGACCUUGCGCGUCUGGGACAUCAGCACUCCCCAGAACGUUGACGCGAGGGGUGCUAUAUGCUCGCUCAUGGGCCACGAACUGAACGUCACAUCCCUUGAUUUUUCUAUCGAUGGCAGCAUCUUGGUCUCGGCCUCGAAAGACUGUACAGUUCGCGUUUGGGACACCAAGCAACAGAAUAGAAAGCACACUCUUCGCGGCCACUCAGACUGGGUACGAUGCGCCGUAGUAUCGCCAGAUGGAAACCUUGUGGCAUCGGCAUCUGACGAUAGAUCCGUCAGGUUGUGGGACAUCUCGAAGGAUAGGGGCAAUGGCAAUCAAGAAGAGAGGUUGUUCAGUGGCGAGGAUGCUCACAGUGACUACGUCUUUGCCGUCACGUUUUCU
Trichoderma reesei QM6a is the source of this 996-nucleotide messenger RNA. RefSeq lists its product as uncharacterized. The annotation marks the transcript as partial. Gene Ontology annotation, molecular function: protein binding. Lineage: Eukaryota; Fungi; Ascomycota; Sordariomycetes; Hypocreales; Hypocreaceae. The transcript is spliced from 3 exons. Gene Ontology annotation, biological process: mRNA splicing, via spliceosome. The record is from RefSeq and is a predicted model, not a curated record.